This is a messenger RNA of Melampsora larici-populina 98AG31, 719 nucleotides long. RefSeq lists its product as uncharacterized. Gene Ontology annotation, biological process: DNA-templated transcription initiation. NCBI's taxonomy places the organism in Eukaryota, Fungi, Basidiomycota, Pucciniomycetes, Pucciniales, Melampsoraceae. The record is from RefSeq and is a predicted model, not a curated record. The transcript has 5 exons. The annotation marks the transcript as partial. Gene Ontology annotation, cellular component: transcription factor TFIID complex.
AUGUCAGCAAGUUAUAGCAUUUCAUCUUCAACUGAUCAUUCAAACUCAAACUCAACUCCCAUCAAAUCUAACUUCAUUCAUCAUCAAAAUUCUUUAGCACUUCCUGGUACUUCAUGGAAACCCAACUCUUUAAAUCAUUCAUCUCAUCAACAAAGUAAAGUCAUCCUUCAAUCUUUCAUCUCUCUCAAUCCUCAUCUCAUUCAGCUUUUGAUUGAGUGUUUAGUGAAUUCAAAAUAUAAUCAACAUCAUCAACAACAACUUCAUUCAACAGAACCUACUCCACCAGAUGAUAGACCAAUGGCUUCAGGUAGUGGAACAGCAGGAACAGCAGCAGCAGCCAGUACCACAAACCAUUCAACAGAUUUCGAUACCAUUAAUGAUGCAGUAGGAAUCUCAGGUGUGGAUAUAGCCGCUGAAGAAGAACUUGCAAGACAACAAACUUCUUUGUAUGGUAGAGGUCUUAAUAGAUCAUCUACUUCUUCUCAUUCUCAUUCGAUUCAAUCUUACCCACCUUUAUGGAAUUCUACCACUCAUCAACGAGAUCGAGUGAAGAUUACGGAUUUUUUAAACAAAGGACAAUUAACUUCAAUGGUACAACAGAUUGCUGCUUCGUAUCAAUUAAAAACACUUGAACCGGCAAUCUUAGAUGUUUUAACUCAAGCUGCAGAACAAAGACUUCAUUCGAUCAUCAUCGAUUCAAUCUCAGCCAAAGACCAUCG